Messenger RNA from Ruditapes philippinarum (Manila clam), 3294 nucleotides. Its product is annotated as cell death abnormality protein 1-like. NCBI's taxonomy places the organism in Eukaryota, Metazoa, Mollusca, Bivalvia, Venerida, Veneridae. The transcript is spliced from 15 exons. Gene Ontology annotation, biological process: protein dephosphorylation. The record is from RefSeq and is a predicted model, not a curated record. Gene Ontology annotation, molecular function: protein tyrosine phosphatase activity; protein binding. The coding region runs from base 152 to 2884 and encodes 910 amino acids.
UGUUAAUUCACUGUUAAAAUAUAAUAAAGAUAAGCUGAUGUUAAUCAAUAUUUACAUUCCAUAAUUUGUUUCACUAUUUUGGACGUGCAAUGUUUUAGGUUACAACUUGAUGAUUGAGUAUUGGCAAGAUUUGGAUUAAAUGAUAUAAAAAAUGUUGAAUUUGACAUUCAUAGUUUCAUUUUUGUUUACAAUGAACAUCGCAUCAAUGAAGUCAUUCUGUCCUAAAGGUUGCAAAUGUAAAGCAUAUGGCUUUUGUUAUGAUUGUGAAAUGGGAUACAUCAAGCAGAAUGGCUCAUGUAAGAGCUGCCCAGCAAAUUGUCAGAGUUGUUCUUCGGUUGAUUAUUGUCUGCAAUGUGACACCGGAUACUAUAAACAACAAUAUCCAAAUGUUCCAGCAUGUCGUCCGUGUUCCGUAGGGUGUGCACAAUGUAAGUCGUUCAAAAUUUGUAUGAAAUGUAAUACUGGGUUUUAUAGAGAUGGUUAUGGAUGCACUAAAUGUCCGUUGCGAUGUAAAACCUGUACCUCAGAAUAUAACUGCCUAACAUGUGAUGAUGGAAUGAUAUUAAAAGGUAAUGUUUGCCAGAAAUGUCCAGAGGGUUAUUAUGAAUUCAGUUUUAUGUGUUUACCGUGUCUAAAUAAUUGUGCUUCUUGUUCUUCGAAAAAUGAAUGUGUCAAAUGUAAACAAGGGCUUUUCGGAAAGACAUGUAACCAGAGAUGCUCAUCGAGAUGUAAAGACAACGUGUGUGAGAAAAACACUGGUAACUGUGUUUGUAAGAAAAAUUAUAUGGGGAAAACCUGCAGUCAUUGCAGACCUAAUAAAAUUGGAGACAACUGUCAUCUAGACUGUCCACAACAUUGUGUGAUAUGUAAUUCAGAUCGAGGCUGUCGCGUGUGCAAUAUACCUGACUUUGGCAUAAUGUGCGACUGUGCAGAAGGUUGUAUUGACAAUAAAUGUGAUAGAUAUACUGGAGAAUGCUUACAGUGUAAACCUCAUUUCAAAUUGCCUUGUCUUAAAUGUGAAGACGGCAAAUGGGGAAAUAACUGUAAACGUAACUGCCCCAUUGGGUGUCUUUCGUGUUUAUCGGAAAGCAACUGUACAAAAUGCAAGAAUGGAUAUUAUUUCUCAAAUGGGAAAUGUUUAAACUGUCCUAUCAGUUGUCCUAAUAGUUUGUGCAAUGCAGAUAGUGGUGCUUGUAUUUCCGGAUGCAAGCUAGGUUACUGGGGAAAUUUAUGUGAGCAGUCCUGUCCAAAAUACUGUUUAAAUCCGACAUGUGAUGUUAAAAAUGGAACAUGUAGCCAUGGCUGCAAUGAUAACUUCCAAAGGUUUGGGAAGUUUUGUGAAGAAAACUGUAGCAGUACCUGCAUUGAUCGACAAUGCGAAUCGAUAACUGGGAGUUGUAAUUUAGGAUGCGAGCCGGGAUACUAUGGGGAUACAUGCAGCAAACAGUGCAGCGGUGAUUGCCAUAACCUUACAUGUCAUAGAGAAACAGGCUUGUGCUAUUUAAAUAAUGUGCUCAUGUUCCCUUCAAGCACACAACAACGGCAUGGUUCAAUUCUUCUCAUUUUAUCGCUUGUGUUUCUGAUCCUUGUCAUUAUCAUAACAGUCAUAUUAACUGUGAAAAGUCUUAGAAAGAAACAAAACCGCCAUGCAGUUGAGGUUUUAGAAGAAUCCGUUACAUAUGCAGGAGUCAGAAAUUCUGAGGAAAUAUUAUCUUGUAAAGACGAGCAGAGAAGUCAGCAAAAUGUACAACAAAUUGAAAAUAUUAAUUCAGCUAUCGCAAUCUGUACAGAAAAUAAUGGCCGUGAACAAACCGCCGAGGAAAAUGUUUAUGUAAACGUUAACGAAUAUGCAAGCAUUGAACGAAAACAAUUUCAAGGCAUCACUGAAGACAAUGAGGAUGAAAUUCGAGCUGUAGAUGACAAUGAUUUAGUUGACGACUUUCUAUACGCUAACACGGAAGAAUACUUCAAACGUAGAGUACCUGUUGAUAAAUUCAGAGAUUUCGUGAAUAACAAGACAGAACUUGAAUACAGUGAGGAAUUUAUGGACUUACCACCAGGACUCAUAAAACCUUUUAAUGAGUCACAGAAGACAGAAAAUAUUAUGAAAAACCGUUAUAAAGGGGUUUACCCAUAUGAUAACAGACGAGUAAUUGUGAAAGACAUGGAAUCAGACUACAUUAAUGCUAGCUAUAUAGACGGUUACAAACGACAAAAGGCUUAUAUAGCAUCUCUAGGACCAACAAUUAAACAAAUGGGUGAUGAUUUUGGAGUGUUCUGGAACAUGGUCUGGCAAGAAAGAGUUUGUAAAAUUGUAAUGCUGACCAAUCUGACAGAGCUAGGGGUGAAAAAAUGUGACAAGUACUGGCCAGAUAAAGACGUAAGUUGCACUUACGGAGGUGUGAAAGUGACUGGUAAAUCUGAGGAAAUUUUUCCCUGUUUUACUGUCAGAAUAUUCUCAAUCGAGAAAUUUGAAAAGAGAAUACUUUAUCAGAUGCACUUUACUGCAUGGCCAGACAAAAGUACACCUAAAGAUGCACACACCAUUGUAGAGUUUUGGGAGAAAGUCACAAGAAUUCCUACGUUCGAGCUAGGGCCUAUAAUAGUACACUGCAGUGCCGGGGUUGGACGAACGGGUACAUUUAUUGCAUUGGACAUACUAGCGAAUGAGGGAGUUUCUGAGAGUACAGUGGAUCUAUUUGCAUGUGUCAGAAAUCUCAGAGAGGAUCGAGUUAGUUUAGUACAGACAGUGGAACAAUACAGAUUCCUUCACGAAGCUUUGGUACAGCUGCUUGAUUCUCACACAUCUGUGAAGGCUCUCCUUGCAAAUGAUGUAACCGUUCAGAAUGAUUCUGCCGACAAUAUAAGCAAGACUGCUGAAUAGACUUAGGAGUGACAAUUGUAACAAAUAUGUUGUACAAUUAGAUAAUUGUGUUUAUACCAAUAUAUGUGUAAAUAAUGAUGUUUACUAAUGUGAAUUAGGUUCUUUCCGUAUGUAAUAUAAGAGAGAAUAAUAAUUAUGUAAUAUUUGUACAAAAGUUACAUUACUGUCUUCUUUUGAUGAUUGCAAAAUUUAAAUUAUAUCCGUCAGUGUUACAUUCACAUGUAUAUAUACAGUAAGGUUAACCGCUUUUUACAAGAAAUUCCAUGCAUGGUUUCAACCAUUUAGACUAUUGUAUAUGAUAUUUGUUACUUAUUUUAUACAAAAUGCAUAUCGCUUUUUUAACAUUUAUGGCACAAUUCUUAUUAUGUUAAUUUUAUACUGCAAAUUUAUUUCAUUAUUAAUGUAAUUAU